AUGGCUCCAAAACCUUCUGAACUUGCUGGAGUUGAUUCAUCUUCAGCUCACUCCAUCAAAGCCCCUCUCACUUGUCUUGCCGUUCGGCAAAUCAAGAUAAUUGAGCCAACAGACUCCAUCCUCAGCAAUUGCUCCAAUCUUUCAAAGCAGCUGAGCACAUGCGUCUGCAAAGGCACCAAGAACUGCUACAACAUAAACGUCACAAGUGGCAUCAAAUAUUUGAUCAGAGCAAGUUUUGUUUAUGGGAAUUAUGAUGGCCAAGAAAAAGCACCUGAGUUUGAACUCCACCUUGGAGCUAACUUAUGGGAGUCAAUACGGUUUGAGAAUGCCUCCGUAGGAGCAGCAGACAAAGAGCUUAUACAUGUCCCACUGCGAAGCUACAUACAUGUCUGUCUGGUGAACACAGGCUCCGGCGUUCCAUUUAUAUCAGCAAUAGAACUCAGGCCUUUACUUAAUGCAUCUUAUCCAACACAAGUGGGGUCGUUGGCGCUUGAGAUGCGAUUUGAUACUGGUCAAGUACCAACUGAUUUUGAAGGAUACAGGUAUCCGUUCGAUGUUCCUGAUCGCUUCUGGUAUACCUAUGACCGUGAUGAUUGGACACAAUUAAGUACAUCACAAACCACUGACUCUGGAUCUAGCAAUGAUUACCAACCACCUCCUAUUGUGAUGCGUACUGCUGCAACGCCAAGAAGUGCUAAUGCUUCCUUGGAUUUCUUCUGGCUGCCUGCUGAUGACAAGGCAUCAUACUAUGUAUACAUGCACUUUGCAGAAGUUGAAAAGCUACGAGCAAACCAAUCCAGACUGCAAUACAUUACUAGGAAUGGGCAGGUCUUCUAUGAGUUAUUUGCUCCCGAUUACUUGUACACAAGUACUAUUUUUAGCCCUGCCGCUUUGAGUGGAGGACAAUAUAAUUUUUCAAUCCGUAAGGCAGAGAACUCUACCCUUCCACCCAUCCUCAACGCCAUUGAGAUUUACACAUUGAAGGAAUUCUUAGAGUUAGAAACAAACCAAGAAGAUAUUGACGCAAUCAACAUCAUCAAGUCAACAUAUAAGAUUAAAAAGAACUGGCAAGGAGAUCCAUGUGCCCCUCAAGCUUACUUGUUGGAAGGUGUAAAGUGUAGCUAUCCUCAAAAUGAGUCCCCAAGAAUCAUAUCCUUGGACUUGUCCUCGAGCGGAUUAACAGCGGAGAUAGCUCCUUCUAUAUCCAACCUUACAGUGAUUCAGACAUUGGAUUUAUCAAACAACAACUUGACAGGACCAAUUCCUGACUUUUUGUCUCAAUUGCCAGACUUAAAUGUCAUAAACUUGGAGAAAAACAAGCUCACAGGCUCAGUUCCAGUAGGACUGAUUGAAAGAAGGAAGAAUGGUUUUCUAUCAUUAAGAUCAAAAUCUAACUAUUGUUGUGCAAAUCCAAAUCUAUCCGGAAAUGUUUCUUGCAAAAAGAAGCACAAUUUUGUUCUGCCCGUAGUUGCAGCAGUCACUGGAAUCUCCAUCCUCUUAUUAUCUGUAGCAGCUCUCUGUUGGGGCAUUAAACGGAAAAGACAACCUGAUCAAAAUCUAACUAUUGUUGCUGUUAAUCUUCUGAUGAGAGUUCAUCAUAUUAACUUGACAAGCCUUGUAGGAUAUUGCAAUGAUGAAAACCACAUAGGGCUUGUGUACGAGUACAUGGAAAAUGGAAACUUACAAGCAUAUCUAUCAGACAGCACUCCAGUUGUCUUGACUUGGGAAGGUAGACUUCAAAUAGCUAUAGAUGCUGCACAAGGAUUGGAGUAUCUGCACUAUUGUUGUAGCCCACCUAUAUUAAUUUGGUUAGAGAGAAGUUUCAAUGUUAGCUCUGUCUGGAAAGCUGUGGAAUUAGCAAUGGCAUGUGUAUCUAAACACCCCAUCAACAGGCCAUCCAUGAGCCAGGUAUUAGUGGAACUAAAGGAGUGUUUGGCAACCGAACUGGCUCGAACAAAGCAGAGCGACAAUCACACUGAAAUAGGAAAUUCCAUUGAGAUGAUGUCUCAGAAUUCAAUCGCUAUGCUACGUCCCUCAAAAAACAAGGCUCGUUUAGUGGCUAAAGGCUACUCACAAAAGCCCGGUAUUGAUUACAAUGAGACUUUUGCCCCUGUGGCAAGGCUAGACACCAUUAGGACCUUGAUUGCUCUUGCUGCACAGAAGGAAUGGAGCUUGUAUCAACUAGAUGUGAAAUCUGCAUUUCUUAAUGGAGUUUUAAAGGAGGAAGUAUAUGUCGAUCAGCCACAAGGAUUUGUAAAGAAGCUUCACACAGACAUCUGUGGACCAAUGAAAACAGAAUCGCUAUUUGGAAACAG
Molecule: messenger RNA, 2315 nt
Organism: Prunus mume (Japanese apricot)
Lineage: Eukaryota; Viridiplantae; Streptophyta; Magnoliopsida; Rosales; Rosaceae
Source: RefSeq, a predicted model, not a curated record